Molecule: messenger RNA, 3105 nt
Organism: Scheffersomyces amazonensis
Lineage: Eukaryota; Fungi; Ascomycota; Pichiomycetes; Serinales; Debaryomycetaceae
Exons: 1
Molecular function (GO): protein binding
Source: RefSeq, a predicted model, not a curated record
CCUGCAUGUAACGGAAAGGUCCUGCACACAGCCUUUGUUUACAAUUCGAACUUGUUGAGUUAAUUAAAUACAUCAUGGAAUAGAUCUUAUUAAAGCACUAUUACUUUUACCAACAGAAGUUAAGAUGGACACAGAACGAGGCCGAGGCAUGCCAGGCAGUGUCCUGCAGUUAAAAAUUUCCGAAUUGGUAGGUACUUCGGCAAGAACAGCUCAUCAAAUAGCAAUAGGAGAUAAUAACAUUGCUUAUAUUGUUAGUGGAGGAGUAGUAGUUAGUCAUAUUGGAAAUAUUAAUGUGAAUAAUAAUUCCGAAACUACUGUUUUGUCACAGAGGUUCUUCUGUGCCAAUUCCAGUUCUGGUGGAGAUUCUCGAGCUGUUAGUUCAGCCAAUGCAUAUUUGAAUAAGGCUUUAUCUGAUAUGAGUCUCGAGUAUAAUGGAGAUAUAAAGAAAGAUAGUUAUGGAUAUCCUAUUAAUGGUGAUCCUACUAUAUAUAAUGGAAUAGGUGGAAUAACCAAUAAUGAUCCAUUUAAACUGAGUAGUUCAGGAUUGGAUGAUACAGACUCAACAUCAACAUCUCCAUCUAAAUUAAAGGAUAGAGUAAGAUCAAUUAACUGUAUAGCAUUAUCACCAGAUCAACGAAUAUUGGCAGUAGGAGAAGCAGGAUAUCAGCCACGUAUAUUGCUAUUUUCUUUAGCACCAAAUCUGUCUGGUAACCCAUUUGCAUUGAUUUAUGAACAUACAUUUGCAGUAAAUUGUUUAGUAUUUUCACCCGAUUCUAAAUACUUAUGUUCUUUAGGAUCUAUUAAUGAUGGAUUCAUUCAUGUUUGGAAAUUAACCACUAGCUCAAUAGCUUUACAGGCUACUAAUAGAUGUAGUACCAUCAUCAAUCAACUCAUAUGGUGCAAUGAUUACAUAGUAACCUUAGGACUUCGAGUUAUAAAAGUAUGGAAGUUUCAAGAAGAAGACUUUCAUGAUAUUGUUUCUAAACCCAAUGCCUUGAAAGGCAAGAAUGUUAUUCUUGGACCAUAUAUAAAUGCCAAUUUCAUUGAUUCUAGUGUAUUGAAUAAUGAUGAAUUAUUACUUAUAACUACUGAAAAUCAACUCUUAUUAUUAAAGAUCGGUCAAGACAAUUCAAUGAAUUUUGACUUAAAAUUAAUAUCUUUGGAACUGCCACAAUUCGAAUUUAAUUCUAUAGAGAUUGAUAAUGAUUCAGAAUCAAUUUGGUUGGGUAAUGAUCAAAGGAAAUUUGAAUUCAUCACAGUUGAUAGUUUAACAGUAGUUGAUUCACCACGAGUUGUAUCGAGUAAUAGAACAAGUAGUCCUUCUAAGGAGAUAACUCAAACCAAAAACAUCUUAAAAUUACUGAAAUUUACUAACAAUAAUAUGAUUUAUUUAUCCAAGACAGGAGAUAUAGUCUUAGUUAAUAAUCAGAAACAAGAAAAACCAUUAGUUACUUCCUUAGUCAAAGAUUUGGGAGGUAUUAAAAGCUGCUUUCUGAAAGAAUUUAUGAUUUUCUCCAAAGAUGGAGAAAUCAAGAGACUCUUAAAUCUUGGAGGGUUAGAGACAGUUAUGAAAUUUCAAUUGCCAAGUUUUGAAUUAAGCCUGAAUAGUUUAACUGCCAUUGAAUCAUUUACAAAUCAUAUGGUUGUGGGUGAUAAAUAUGGACACUUAUUUAUUAUAGAGCUUAAUGAAGAUGGUACACAAACAACCAUCUUUAAGACUAAAGCUCAUACAUCAUCUAUUAAUGAAAUCAUUUACUUUGAAAUCAAUGAGUACCAAAUAAUCUCCACCAUAUCUAGAGAUAGAAUGAUCCAAAUAUUCUACAAAGCCAAACAACCAAGUCCAAAUAAUUGGGAUCUUUUACAAACCAUUGCUGUUCAUAAUGGGAAUGUACUUAAGAUCCAGUACUAUGCAAAUAAAUUAUAUACUUGCUCAUCUGAUCGUACAGUCGCAAUUCACCGAUUUGAGACAGAAUCAAUUUUGCAACUAGUUCAAGAGAAAAUUCUCACCCUUAAAGCCAGUCCCACCACCUUAAAAUUAUAUGAUAAUGAUUUGAUAGUCUCUACUACUGAUCGUUGUUUACAAAUAUAUGAUAUUAAUGAAUCUUAUGAAUUGAAGAGAUCAUUAAAAUUAUUUAAUGAUAGAAAUAAUGAAAGUUUACUUGUGGAGAAUUUUAUAAAUUUCAAGAAUAUGAUUAUUGUAAGUUCUUCAGAUAAGUCACUUCGAAUGUUUAAUUAUUUGAGUGGAAGAUCUAUUUGUUCAUGUUGGGGCCAUCUGGAUUCUAUAUUAAGUUUAGUUAUGAGGAAUGAUAAUGAAUUAGUAUCUAUUGGAACUGAUGGAUGUUUAUUUAUCUGGAAGGUUAAUGAAACUUGUAAUGAUCUUAAUGUGGCCGAUAUCCCUCCAACAUCAGAUAUUGAUGAAACUAAAUCAGUAAUUGAUCCAUUUGAAAUUAAAGUCACUAGGAAAAUCAUUCCGACAGUUCCAUUACGAAGUUCAACUCCUUCACCAGAAAGACGAGAAUUGAGUUCUGCAGAUUCUUCACCAACUCCUCGUUUAACGGCUGCUACAUUAAAGAGACUUUCCACUAAAGGUUCUGCCCCCCUAUCGAGACCUCCUCCUCCUCAAUCUCCUACAAGAUCUCACACAAGAAAUUCAGCUUCAAUUACUGCUAUUCCAUUGUCACCUUCUAGAACUCCAAAGUCGGUACCUGUCAGAACUCAACGUCAUCUGAUAGAUCUAACUUUAUCCCCAGGCAAAUCUCCCAAACAGAUUUCAUAUACUUCACCAUCUAAAUCUCUAGCUACUUCACUAAGUAUGGUUUCUGAUCCUAAAGUGUUUGUAGAUAAGGCUCUAUUCCAAUUAAGUCAUAUGGAAUCAAGAUUAAAACAAGAAAAUCAUGGAAUUGAUGAAGAAGGCAAGUUGCAACUCAAAUCCAAAUUAACUAAUAUACUAACCCUAUUAGGAGAUGGAGAUAAAUUACUAGAUCAACCAGUUAUUACAUAUGAACAAGAAUUACUAGAGAAAUAUAGUCACCAAUUGGUUGAAAUGGUACAAGAGAAAUUGUCUCACCAUCAAAGGUCGACAUCUUCGACUCCUAGUAAUGAUUC